AUGCGUGCUUCCACCUUCGCGCUCCUUGUGGUGGCGGCCAUGCUCACAGACACCGUCGAGACACUCGGCAGUGCUCGCACCGCCAUCGAUAAGGCCGACAGCUGCACGAUGCCGUCUCCGGCAGCCAUCGUCUCUUCCACCUGGACGCCCGCCUGGCCCACGUUCGACGAGCCGUGUCGCCCCCAGACCGCAGUUGCACAGCGACCCAUCCACUCCAGGGCCCCUGUCCCGGGCGACUGGUCCACCGGCUACAUGGCGACCUGCCGCAAUUGCUCGCUCAGGGUCAUGGAUCCCAGGGAGCACAGAGACACCCUGCUCAGCUGCAUGUGCCUCAACGGCCAUCCCGAGUGCCAAGAGACGAUGGACGUCGCUCAGUAUGUCAAGGCUGAGCUCGACCUCAACGCCCACUUCGGCAACGACCAGGGACACCUGACUUUCGGCGACCAGAACUUCUUGUACACUUGCGAGGCCUGCAACCUUACCUGCGGAUACUGGUACUUCUGCGAGUGCUCCUAUGGCGAGGGAACACAUUACAGCAACAUCAACCUCGACUUGUACUUUUGGGCUCCCUACGGCAAUCUGCAGCGUCGGCCGGCUGUCAAUCUCCCACCCAAGGCGGUUGUGCCCUCGCUUGACGUAGCCGACCCUGAAGGUCAAGGACGUCCCCCAGUCGUCCCAGAUGGCCCUGACGGCACCUGGAAGGCCAAGCAUGUCCGCCGCGGAAUCCUCCCCAACCUCGGUGUCGUCUCCCAGCUCUUCGGGCUGAUGUGGCGCGGCGGCGGCGGUGGUGGAAACGACUGGUACAAGGGCCUUCGCCGUGGCCACCCUCAAAAUCGCGACAAGCGCUUCCGGGAAAAGGUGGUGCGAUCGCUGGGAAAGCCUCGGGCGUUCUCGACCUGGGCGCAAGCAGCUGACACCUUCCGCCGCGUCACCUUCCGCCGAGCAGGCCAGGUUGACGACAUUGAGUCAACCAACUGCUGGAUCUGGCUGGGUGACACAGCCUUCUGUGAACCAAUGCGACCAGAAUUCGUCUUCCUCUGGGGGGGUCUUGAUGGGGCUGUUGCGCGUGGUGGCUAG
Molecule: messenger RNA, 1077 nt
Organism: Gaeumannomyces tritici R3-111a-1
Lineage: Eukaryota; Fungi; Ascomycota; Sordariomycetes; Magnaporthales; Magnaporthaceae
Exons: 4
Coding region: 1-1077 (358 amino acids)
Source: RefSeq, a predicted model, not a curated record